AUGCCCGUUCCCGCUGGCCCCAUUGGCCCCCGCAGUCACAUGCCGGGCGGCGGCGGGGCUGCCGCUCCUCCCUCCAUCCCUCGUCCGUCCCUGCCUCCCUCGGCCGGGCUGAACGCUGGGAGCGGCCGCGAUCGCACCAUGAGCACCCUCAAGGUCUACAGCACCUCGGUGACCGGCUCCCGGGAGAUCAAAUCCCAACAGAGCGAAGUAACCCGAAUCCUUGAUGGGAAGAACAUCAAGUACGAGCUGGUGGACAUCUCCCAGGACAACGCUCUCCGGGAGGAGAUGAGGGCCAAGGCAGGCAACCCCAAAGCCAUCCCACCCCAGAUCGUCAACGGGGACCAGUACUGCGGGGAUUACGAGCUCUUUGUGGAAGCUGUGGAACAAAACACUCUGCAGGAGUUCCUGAAGCUGGCCUGAGCCCUGCUUCCCCUCCCAUCCUGGACUCUACCUGCAUUCCUGAGCUCCCUCAUCUCUGACCACCUCCACCUGCCGGGUGUCAGCGCUGUCCUGGCACCGUGUGUAUCCCAGCACAGGGAAAAACCCAUGACCAAAACUCCUCAUUGCAGCUGCCUCCGGCUCCCUCCCGCCUAACCCCGAGAUCAUCUCAGAGGGAUCCAAAGAAAGUGUGACGCUCUCUGUGCUUGGCCUGUGAGCAGAGCUGGGCCUGGCUCACGGCAGCUUCCAGUGCCUCUGUAAACAGCAAAGCCUCCGGGGCUGUGAGAGGUGCCCCUGGCCCUCAGCCCCCUCCUCUGCCUUGGUAGGGAAGGGCUUAGGGCUGUAUGGUACUUCCCACUUCUCCCAGUUGCUGUUAAAAUUGUAAAUUCUGCUGCCUCACUUCCUUUUCUUUUCAUGUUUUUCCUCACUCUUUCAUCUCAACUGCAGAGAUUAUGGCAACUAAGUAAAGUUUUUUGUUUUGUCUUAACUUAAUGCAAAAAUACUGCACAGAACUGGGGGUCUUAGUGCCCACCACGGUGGAGCUUUCUGGGGGAAUGGGUGGGGCUGGAAGUGGGAUCUGUGCUGCUCUGGCCACCCUCCACCCUGACCAGGCUCCCUUGUGAGCAUUAAUGGCUCAGGGCUGCCCCAGAACAGCUGAUGUUCCAGCUGUCCAAUCUUUCCUCUUUGAGUUGGCUUUUUUGCAAUCCUGGACCAAGUGCAUUUUGUUUUCCUGCCAAAAAGCAAGUUUAUAACCAGUGUUGUCUUCUGAGAUGCUAUUAAAUGUUAC
This is a messenger RNA of Cinclus cinclus, 1225 nucleotides long. It is a transcript of the gene SH3BGRL3, whose product is annotated as SH3 domain binding glutamate rich protein like 3. The record is from RefSeq and is a predicted model, not a curated record. Gene Ontology annotation, cellular component: cytoplasm. Lineage: Eukaryota; Metazoa; Chordata; Aves; Passeriformes; Cinclidae.